AUGGCUGCCCGCAAAGCUCGUCGACAGAACAAUCACAACCCAGUCAAUCUCACCGACAAUGAGUCUGAUGUAGCAUGCUAUACCGACAUGGUGCAACAACUUGCACCAGCUCUGCGCUCGAACGAGGAACUCAACCUCUCUGUCAUCCGCCGCCACAAACCCUCAGUGACCAACGUUCUCUCCCUCGCACACUACUCCGUCAUCUAUGUCUUCAAUCCAACCUCCAGCCAAUGGGAAAAGAACGGUGUAGAAGGAAGCCUCUUUGUCUGCCAAGAAACGCUGGGCGAGCUCGGCGAGCACCGCUACACUGCCUUCGUGCUCAAUCGUCGCGGAAUGCACAACUUCGACCUCCCGCUGACUGACGGCGAGAAUGUUGAGAUAACAGAGGACUUUGUGAUUAUCAAGGCGGAUGAACCUGCCGAAGGGGUAACCGGCACAUCUGCCAUCCCCGAGACCCAAGGGAUUCCGCGCAUCUACGGUAUCUGGAUCUACUGUGAACCCCCACCCAACUCCAGUGCCGACAACCGCACCGUCAACGCCAAGAUGAUCGAGGAUUGCGCCGCCCAUGCCGGAUACAGUAUGCAAGUGGCCCGCGAGAAAGUUGAGAGCAUGCGCCAGAGCAGUCUUCAUGCUGCUGCCGCCGCCGCCACUAUCCAGGCAGCACCCUUGGAGGAGAUUCAGGCUAGUGAGCCCAUGGGCCGCCAGAUAUCCUUGAAAGAUCUGUUUGGCCAGCAGCGUGCCCAAGACGACGGUUGGACUGUGCGUGCGCACCACCUCGCCCCCGCGCAACAGGGACCUCCUCCACAACAAUACACUUAUGGGGGCAUGAUGCCCCAACACAUCCCCGCACCUCCACCCCCACCGCAACCACAGGUCGACGUACUGGGAGACUUGUUCCGAAGGGCAGGGCUGGCCUCCCAAGGCCCACCAACAGGGCAAUAG
Messenger RNA from Penicillium salamii, 942 nucleotides. The record is from the annotation of a GenBank genome assembly. Lineage: Eukaryota; Fungi; Ascomycota; Eurotiomycetes; Eurotiales; Aspergillaceae.